AUGACGGAAGAACGGCACGCGAUACUGGUCGCGAGUCUACGCAACAAGACGGAACGAAAUGUCGCUACAUCUGCUAGGAAUGGGAACUGGGAGAAGGUUCGACGACUGGUUGAACAAGGAGAAAACGUGAAUGAUGUGGAAACAGAGUUGAGAGCUACAGCUCUACACUGUGCUAUCUGGUCUGAAAAUUCAGAUAUUUGUUCGUUCUUGCUGUCACGAGGCGCGAACGUCAAUCAGAAAGACAAGAAGGGAAAUACGCCGCUUCAUGACGUUGCUUCUCCACAUUAUAUAUAUAAUGAUCGUCUCUAUAUCUGUCAACUGUUAGUUGAUCACAAAGCCGAUGUUACUUCUGUUAACUAUGAAGGUCAAACUCCUCUUCACGUAGCUGUUGAUGGCAAUGACUUUCCCUCUGUGUGUCGUCCACUGAUAACAAAUGAGAGUGUGAAUGUAGCAGAUCCUCAUGGUGACCGCGCUUUACACACAGCAGCUAGAAAUGGUAACAUUCAGACUGUCCAGCUGUUAGUGGAUUGUGGAGCAGAUGUAAAUGCAUUGAAUGGAGAUGGACAAACACCACUACAUACAGCAGCUGGUGGAAGGAAAGACUGUCCUGAAUUGUGUUCUAUUUUACUAGAACAUAAAGCCAAGAUUGAUGUAGUGGAUAAACUUGGCAGGCAACCACUGCACUUGGCAUGUACACAUCAUCAUCGUGCAACUGCAAAUUUAUUGUUAUCCCGUGGAGCUGACGUGACUGUUCUAUACAAGCAACAAAGAGAAUAUCUAGGUUUGGCGAAUAAGUCUACUUUGAAGUCAGAUCAAGAACAGAAUAAACCACACAAGAGUGAAUGGCUCAAAUUAGUGGCCAAAUCACUAACCGGUGAAGCUGUUGAAUUGACAGCAAAAUCAUUUGAUACUGUUGCCACCUUGAAGCAGCAAUUACAAACCAAGAAUGGCCCAUCAUCAUGGGAUCAACUGCUUGUGUUUAAGAAGAAGCAACUACACGAUGAGCAAACGUUGGCUGAUGCAGGAGUAACUGAUGGAACAAUAUUGAACGUCGUUCUUUGUCCUCGUGGUGUGACAGGCAUGGGAGCUGAUGCGGCUGAGUUAUGAUAUGGACAAUGUGUAGCAUUGGGUGCAGGUCUCAGGCUGAAGAUGUUUUCAGUCGCAGUUUGGUGUUGCACGUUUGCUCAUUGAAAUAACUGUGUUUGUCUUCACUUGUAGCCAGACUUUACUAUUAGCUGUUGUACAUUAGCAUCAACAUUAUUUAGUUUUUCUUGAUUUGCAUUGUUGCCAUCAGAUGGGUAGACCUGUUAUUGGGUCGACUAUAGAUACGUACAAAGAUAUAUAGAUACAUGUUUAUAUUAAAUUAUAAAUAAAAAAUGAAAAUAAUAGUUCAGAAA
This is a messenger RNA of Corticium candelabrum, 1397 nucleotides long. Its product is annotated as serine/threonine-protein phosphatase 6 regulatory ankyrin repeat subunit C-like. Gene Ontology annotation, cellular component: nucleus. Gene Ontology annotation, biological process: positive regulation of transcription by RNA polymerase II. NCBI's taxonomy places the organism in Eukaryota, Metazoa, Porifera, Homoscleromorpha, Homosclerophorida, Plakinidae. Bases 1 to 1107 code for a protein of 368 amino acids. The transcript has 3 exons. Gene Ontology annotation, molecular function: transcription cis-regulatory region binding; protein binding. The record is from RefSeq and is a predicted model, not a curated record.